AUGCUUCUCAUCUUCACGGUGAUAUCUUGUUUCCUGCUGAAUGUCGCCUCCUACGAGACCCUAAAUGGACAGGCAAAAUCAGCUUUCAAAGAACUCAGCGUCAUUUUAAACAGAAAAAUAGAUUGGAGUGAUGAGCUGGAAAAGAGGGCACUGGAAUAUCUGCAGUCUCCGGGUAGUGUGAAGGCCGACGUGAUUAUCAAAGGAAAAAAGACUUUCCCGAAGGACGAUUCCUCACCACUAGGAGUAAAGACCUGGAAUACCUUCAAAGACCGCUUCAAGAAAAACGAAAAGAAAGUUCGUAAUCUUCCCGAGGGUUCAAAGUACGGAUGCAAUCUCAUCUUCAAAACCACGGCAAAGAACCAGAUCCUGAAUGGCGUCUGUCUCUACUAUAAGAAGAAGUGA
Messenger RNA from Haemonchus placei, 402 nucleotides. The record is from the annotation of a GenBank genome assembly. Lineage: Eukaryota; Metazoa; Nematoda; Chromadorea; Rhabditida; Trichostrongylidae.